AUGCCUGUGCCACAUCCUGUGCUGAGCAACGACCGUUGGUUCGUCGCGCCCGUCGACGCAAUGGAUUCAGUCGCGCCUCCUUCCCAGCAAGAGAUCCAACGCAAGUUGUCUAUGCAUUCCCCCACUGGCCCAGUCCCGAUAUCCAAGCGCAACUCUAUGCGUCAAACGUCAGCGCUCUCUGGGACCGAAUCCGACUCUGAUGCGGGGGGUGCACUAGCCAGUAGCUUUUCGCCAAGUGUAACAAGUCAGGGUAUCACUUCAGAGUUCUCAACUUCGCUGCAACCAUUAUCCGCUAUCGCCGAGAGACGCAACCCAAGUGGAGAAGAGACAGACGAAGAUGACGAUGAAGAGGAUGGCCGUAUUUUCCCCACUCGUGUUCCCGCAGAGAAGGAAGUCAAGGACGAAGCAGUGAUUAAGAGUGGAUUCUUGUGUAAGAAAGGAGAACGUCGCAAGACAUGGAAGAAGCGCUGGUUCGUUCUCCGUACAGCCAAGAUUAGUCUAUACAAGAAUGAACAGGAGUACAAGCUUCUUCGACUUGUUGACCUAAACGACGUUCACUCAGUCGCACCGUGUGAAUUAAAGAGACACUCGAACACAUUCGCUGUCGUUACUCCUGCGCGAACCUACUACCUACAAGCCGAAAACGCAGCCGAGUGUGAAUCAUGGGUUCACGCAAUGAACGACGCCAGAGUUCGGCUCAAAGAGAUGGGCACGGAAACCCCGGUCCCUCAGACACCUCCAUCUGGCCCGGCGAUCACGAUUCCCACCGUCACUCAGUCACCAACCCAAGCACCUCAUGCUAGUUCCAGUGUUCCACAUCAAGUUCCCGCGUCUCCACUUCAACACACCAUGUCAAGUUCUGAUUCUGAACCUGAAGAUGAAGGAGUGGCUCUCCAACCCGUCGAUCCCAAGCAGAUCGUCUUACAAGGCUACUUGAUGAAGUGUGGGACCCAUAUGAAGAACUGGAGAAAGCGAUACUUUAUUCUUACACCUGAGACACUAAAGUAUGGGAAAAGUCAUAUGAAUACAAAAGGGAUGAGGGCGGUCCAGGUUACACAAAUUUUGGAUGCUAUCGAAACUACCGCUUCGAAAUCAGCCCCAUCUGCGUCACCGACUACCACUAAUGGUGACAAGGAACAUAUAUUUAAGAUUAUAACCCCCAAGAAGUCGUUCAUGCUCUGUGCGCCCAGCGAAGAAGAGGAAAUCAAAUGGCUUAGUGCAGUCCGCGCGCUGAUCGCUCGUCGAGCUGCAGCUGCUGCAGGUUCCCCAUCCCACGAAGAGGACACCAGCCGGACACGCGCCAAGAGUAUCAGCACUCGAAGCAUUGCAGAAGUUGUUGGAUCCCCACUUCCCGCAUCGAGUUCCCCAGUUGCCACCAGAUGA
Messenger RNA from Rhizoctonia solani, 1383 nucleotides. RefSeq lists its product as uncharacterized. The transcript is spliced from 6 exons. The record is from RefSeq and is a predicted model, not a curated record. Lineage: Eukaryota; Fungi; Basidiomycota; Agaricomycetes; Cantharellales; Ceratobasidiaceae. Bases 1 to 1383 code for a protein of 460 amino acids.